This is a messenger RNA of Prosopis cineraria, 1459 nucleotides long. RefSeq names its product heavy metal-associated isoprenylated plant protein 6-like. Gene Ontology annotation, molecular function: metal ion binding. The record is from RefSeq and is a predicted model, not a curated record. NCBI's taxonomy places the organism in Eukaryota, Viridiplantae, Streptophyta, Magnoliopsida, Fabales, Fabaceae.
CACACAUGCAUCCAUCAUCCCCACAACAAUCAUGCCAUAUUUAUAUCUCCACAUACAUACAUAACAUCACACAUACGCAUAUCCAACCCCGCUUGCCUCUCCUCCCUCCCUCUCCGCCUCAUAUAUAUAGAUCCUUGCCUCCAAUUUCACUCUUCGAAUUAACAACCAACUACUUCGAAUCGAAAUCCAAACCCUAACGUUCCAAUUCCAAUAUGGGCGAGAAGAAGGACGACGCUCCCCCCACUGUCGUUUUCAAGCUCGAUAUGCAUUGCGAUGGCUGCGCCAAGAAGGUUAAAAAGGCCGUCCGCCAUUUCCCUGGUGUGGAAGACGUCAGGGCCGAUGUGUCCGCCAAUAAACUGACGGUGAUCGGUAAAGUAGACCCCGCUAAGGUGCGGGAGGAUCUGGCCGAGAAAAUCAAGAAGAAGGUGGAGAUCGCUUCCCCUCAACUUAAGAAAGACGCCGGCGGAGAUAAAACAGACGAGAAACCGGAGAAGAAGGCCGACGAGAAGAAGUCCGGUGAGAAAAAAGACCAAGAUAAAAGCCGAAAGAGUACGGUGGUUUUGAAGAUCAGAUUGCAUUGCGAUGGUUGCAUCCAGAAAAUUCGAAAGAUCGUACUCAGGUUCAAAGGAGUUGAAUCGGUGAACAUAGAUGCAGGCAAGGACCUGGUAACCGUGAAGGGGGCGAUGGACGUGAAAGAAAUGACGCCGUACCUGAAGGGGAAGCUGAACCGAAACGUGGAGGUGGUCCCACCCAAGAAAGACGACGAGAAGAAAGACAAAGGUGAAGCGAAAACCGGUGGCGGCGGCGGAGACGGAGGCAAGAAGAAAGAGGACGCGCCGAAGGUGGAAGUUAACAAGAUGGAGUACUACGGUUACCCACCGCCACCGCCGAUGUACUGGUACGGCGGAAACUAUCAACCUGGGGAAACCAGCAACGCCAUGGAAUAUCACGGAGGAGGAGGGUACCCGAACCAUCCAGGUCCCGGGUACCCAAACCUGGGGUACGCGACACCUUACCACUUGAACCCUCACGCGCCGCACCCUCAGAUGUUCAGCGACGAGAAUCCCAAUGCUUGUUCCGUCAUGUGAUUGUGAUCCUCCAUUCCUCUACACAAACGUAGAGGCUGUCCUCUCUAAUUGUACAUAGAAAAGCGUAGCAAAUGAGGUAAAGGGCCUUAGGCGGUUUAAAAUUCGUAGAAUAAAUUAAUAAUUGGUGGAUUUUUGUCCUUUUUUUUUUUUUGUAAUGUCGACUGGAUUAUUUAGAUAGGCAGAGUUAGGACUUAGGAGGAUGGGCCGGCGGCGGCCGGGGAUAUUCUGGUCCAUAAAAAACAAUUGUAUUGUUUUUUUUUUUUGUUCGUUUGCGUUUGAUUUUGAUAUUCUCAUGUACUGCAGUAUAUAAUAUGAAGAAUUUCAAGCUACUCUCGAGGUAGCAGGGGGUACAACGUACAUGUUACCUGCCA